CACCACAGACCCUCCCUAUUUAUAUUUGGGACGAGACCAAACAUUGCAUCUUUAAAAUCGGGAGCUGCUGCACACCAAAAUGACUUCUUACACAGAUAAAGGUGAAAAGCACGAGCAGGGCAAGUUCCUCAGCUUUGACCACCUCACUUUCUGGGUUGGCAAUGCCAAGCAGGCCGCCUCUUUUUAUUGCAACAAGCUGGGGUUUGAGCCUCUUGCAUACCGCGGACUGGAGACAGGCAGCCGUGACGUCGUCUCUCAUGUGGUUAAGCAGGGAAAGAUCAUCUAUGUCUUCUCCUCUGCACUGAAUCCUGGUAACAAAGAAAUUGGGGAGCACCUGGUAAAACAUGGAGACGGAGUCAAAGAUGUCGCCUUUUCUGUCGAAGACUGUGACUCCUUGGUGCAGAAAGCCAGAGAGAGAGGUGCCAUCAUCCUCAAGGAACCUCAUGUACUGGAGGACAAGUUUGGCAGCGUGAAACUGGCAGUCCUGCAGACAUAUGGAGACACAACUCACACACUGGUGGAAAGAAAAGGAUACACAGGACUUUUUCUUCCAGGAUUCCACGCUCCACUAUUUUGUGACCCUCUCCUGGCUAAGCUACCGAACGGUCAUCUGGAUUUUAUUGAUCAUGUGGUGGGAAACCAGACAGAUGAUGAGAUGGUGCCUGUGGUGGAAUGGUACCAGAGGAACCUCCUCUUCCAUCGUUUCUGGUCUGUAGAUGAUAAACAGUUGCAGACGGAAUUCAGCGCUCUACGCUCCAUCGUGGUCGCUAACUACGAGGAGACGGUGAAGAUGCCUAUCAAUGAGCCUGCCUUUGGUAAACGCAAAUCCCAGAUCCAGGAGUAUGUAGAGUAUUACGGUGGCCCUGGAGUCCAGCACAUUGCCAUGAACACCUCGAACAUCAUCAAAGCUAUUCGAAAUCUGAAGGAACGUGGAAUGGAGUUCAUGACAGUGCCAAACACCUACUACCAGCAGCUCCAUGAGAAUCUAAAACACUCAAAGGUCAAAAUCAAGGAGGACAUCAGCAUCCUAGAGGAGCUGCAAAUUUUGGUGGACUACGAUGAUAACGGUUACCUCCUGCAGAUCUUCACCAAACCAGUUCAGGAUCGACCAACUGUGUUCCUAGAGGUGAUUCAGAGGAACAACCACCAGGGCUUCGGUGCAGGGAACUUCAAGUCACUAUUUGAGGCUAUUGAGGCAGACCAGCACGCCAGGGGGAACCUCACUGUCUUCACGCCCAACGGGGAAUCGGAUAAAAUCUGAAUCCACCUUUCUUUACCAACAUAUCCCCUCAUAUGUCUUUAUAUGUAUGAACAAAAGCUGUGAUUUUUUACGAUUUUAAAACUCAGUAGUCAAAUUUACAUCAGUGCAGUAUUCUCUAAAUGAUUUUUUUUUACCAAACCAGCAGGAGCUUCCAGCAGUCCAGAUAACAGAUUGUUGUUUUUUCAUAACAUUGCAAUAUGGCCGUGCAUGUGAUAAAAGGUAAACAAUAACCAUAAAUGUUGACCUUGAAUAAUCAUACAUACUGACCAUCAUUAGUUGAGUUAUGUGAAAAAGAAUGUAACAGAGCAAUAAAUCAUUAAUUAUGA
This is a messenger RNA of Silurus meridionalis, 1587 nucleotides long. It is a transcript of the gene hpdb, whose product is annotated as 4-hydroxyphenylpyruvate dioxygenase b. Gene Ontology annotation, cellular component: endoplasmic reticulum membrane; Golgi membrane. The record is from RefSeq and is a predicted model, not a curated record. The transcript has 14 exons. Bases 80 to 1261 code for a protein of 393 amino acids. Gene Ontology annotation, molecular function: 4-hydroxyphenylpyruvate dioxygenase activity. Lineage: Eukaryota; Metazoa; Chordata; Actinopteri; Siluriformes; Siluridae. Gene Ontology annotation, biological process: L-tyrosine catabolic process.